Molecule: messenger RNA, 408 nt
Organism: Spodoptera exigua (beet armyworm)
Lineage: Eukaryota; Metazoa; Arthropoda; Insecta; Lepidoptera; Noctuidae
Source: the annotation of a GenBank genome assembly
AUGGCAAGAAGGGUAGUACCAAUACGCGGAGAUGGAAACUGUUUAUUCCGUUCUGUUUCUUUCUGUAUUUAUGGAACUCAGGAGCGCCAUAGAGAGAUUCGACUCAGCGUAGUGGAUCGGAUUGUGAACCACUGGCAUCGGUACAAGGAUUUUAUAAUCGGGGACCGGUCGUAUGGGUUCAAUAUGUAUACUGCGGCUGAUUACCGAAGGUUGAUGUCGACGGAUGGCGAGUACGCCGGUCAUGUUGAGCUGCACUGCGUCACUGAGUUAUACCCAGAAUACACUUUCAAAGUCCACAGAGACUCUUGUCCAAGAACUAUAGACUACGGCAGAGGACGGAACGUGAAACAUCUCCUGUUUUCUGGUUACUUGGAUGCAGGGCAUUACAGUGUUUUAGAGUAUUAUUAA